Molecule: messenger RNA, 1439 nt
Organism: Phyllopteryx taeniolatus (common seadragon)
Lineage: Eukaryota; Metazoa; Chordata; Actinopteri; Syngnathiformes; Syngnathidae
Product: BPTI/Kunitz domain-containing protein
Exons: 6
Coding region: 89-730 (213 amino acids)
Molecular function (GO): serine-type endopeptidase inhibitor activity
Source: RefSeq, a predicted model, not a curated record
UCCAAAGGUCAGUCACGAUAGCCCGCUCGCACAGUCGUUCACAAUCCUCACUCAGUGGGUGUGAGAAAGAUCAGAGGCAAACUGCAAGAUGAAGCAUUUUCUACUUUUUGCCAUUGUCUUUGCUGUAUUUCACCUUGGCAAUUCUGAUAUCCCAGACUUUUGCCACCUAACUGAGGAUGAAGGUGUUGGGAGAAGCUUCAUCAUUUCUUUGUACUACGACGCCAACAAUGACCAGUGCAGCCCGUUCAUAUACAAAGGCCAGGGAGGCAACAGCAAUCGUUUCCUAAAUGAACGGGAGUGCAUGAAGAACUGCUCGACCAAUAUAGCCCGCAUCUACCCCACAGAUGCAAUGGCAAGUUGCCACUUGACGAAGCUCAAUGGUGGAUGUAACGGCAGGUUUCUGAGAUAUUACUACGAUUCCGUCCAUGGAAAGUGCAAAAAAUUCCUUUGGACAGGCUGUCAUGGAAAUGGAAACCGAUUUUUUGACCAUGACAGCUGCAAUGCCACCUGUGCCGGUAUCUACGAUAACCGAGCGGAAGAAGAGGAGGAUGAGCCAGACACGCCAAUCGCAAUCAUCUGUGGAGUUCUGCUUGCUGUCAUUGUCGCAUCCAUCAUCAUAACCAUCAUUGUCUUGACAGUUCAGUCUAACAAAAAGCAGAAAGCAUCGGCACAAAGUAAAGAUGAAGAGUCUGAAGCUCCUAUCAAGGAGCAGAGUCUUGAAAUGGCAUGACCUACCAAACACCUUGGGGUCUUUUUUGUGUGUGUGUAAGUGUUGAUAGCACACUUAAGCAUGUGACUCCAACGUUCUGUUUAACACAUGGUACUGAGUAAAGGUUUUGGGCCACCACUGUCUUUGUUGUUUUGACAUUUUUCACAAGUCAUUUUGACAAGAAUCUGUACAUCUUGGAUCUAGAUAAAGUUGCAAAUCUAUUUUCACUAUUUAAGACAAAAUGGCAUCCACCCCCCACCCGUCAUAAUGACAGCACGUGUCUGUUCAUCAUUGACAGGUCUGCCCUCUAGUGAGUGACAUUCUAGUUCAACACCUUCACUUUAGCAACGAAUACAACAGUGGCCUUUGACCUUUGCAGUACUGCACAUAAGUAAAAGUCAUUCCGUAUUUUUUUUAACAGGUACUGUUUAUCUGAUUGGUUGUGUGCCAAUACAAAAAUGUAACAGCUUCAUGACAUGAAAUUAAUCGAACUUAAUUUUAACUACUUAUGAGGAAAUUUGCUAAAUGUGCUCCUUGUUUAGUGUUGCUUUUCAGUGCACGUUAACGGUAACAUACAGUAUGUAGCAUACUUUGGUUGUAAAUGCUUAUUCGAACACUGUAAGCCGAGGAUGGCAGUAAAUAAGCCUUGAACUAUUGUAAUAUUUAAUUUUCACAUGGAGGCUGUAUCAAAUAAAAGACCAAUACAAAUUGAACAAAAUGCAGUAAAUGU